UCUCUCUCUCUAUUUAUUUAAACGUAAGGUGGCGGCUUUGUUUGUCGUCACAUCUAAGAAUGGGGAGAAGUAGUAAUUCUUGUUCAUCGUCAAUUGACAGCAGCAACCACCCAUCUCUCUCUGGCGAAUCCUCUCUCCCACACCUCAAGAGAGACCUUAGCACAGAUCUUAGGCUCGGACUAAGCAUCUCAUCUUCUAUUCCAAGGGAGCAAACGUUGGAUUAUCUACCAGUAAAGUCAGUUGCAGCAGAAGGAAAUGAGUGCAAUGAUCACACCACUUUCUUUGUCAAGGUUUACAUGGAAGGCAUCCCAAUUGGCAGAAAGCUGGACUUAUUAGCCCACGAUGGUUACGAUGACUUAAUAAGGACUCUUGACCAUAUGUUCAACACUAACAUUCUCUGGGGAGCUGAGGUGGAUAGAGUGCAGCCUGAGAAAUGUCAUGUGUUAACUUAUGAAGAUGAAGAAGGGGAUUUGAUGAUGGUUGGAGAUGUUCCUUGGGAGAUGUUCUUGUCCACUGUAAAGAGAUUGAAGAUCACAAGGGCAGGCCUAUGUUAAAAUUUAGUGAUUUUGAUGCCUCCUACUCUCUUUCUUCCCCCGAUUUUGUCAUGUGGAGUGAAACCAAUGUAAUGAUCGAGCAAAGCAUAGUUUUUUUGUUGUGAAAUAUGUUCCUGAGUUGCAUAUGUACAUUCAUACGUCAUACAGGCAAUAGUUUUAUCCUCUGGAUGCAAGAUUUUGUAUGAGAUCAUGAUGUGGUUGACAAUCUUAUUGCAGAAACCAUUUCUAUUACAGA
Molecule: messenger RNA, 789 nt
Organism: Corylus avellana
Lineage: Eukaryota; Viridiplantae; Streptophyta; Magnoliopsida; Fagales; Betulaceae
Product: auxin-responsive protein IAA20
Biological process (GO): regulation of DNA-templated transcription
Cellular component (GO): nucleus
Source: RefSeq, a predicted model, not a curated record